This is a messenger RNA of Astyanax mexicanus (Mexican tetra), 8727 nucleotides long. RefSeq names its product protein FAM126B. Gene Ontology annotation, cellular component: plasma membrane. The coding region runs from base 853 to 2613 and encodes 586 amino acids. The transcript is spliced from 13 exons. NCBI's taxonomy places the organism in Eukaryota, Metazoa, Chordata, Actinopteri, Characiformes, Acestrorhamphidae. The record is from RefSeq and is a predicted model, not a curated record. Gene Ontology annotation, biological process: phosphatidylinositol phosphate biosynthetic process; protein localization to plasma membrane.
GUGAUGUUCCUUCAUCCAUGCGGAUAUGUCUGAGAGACACUGUGAUAUUCGUGCAGAGAUUGAGUGAUCAUCUGGUGAGAACGACAGGUAUAGCUGAGUGUCAAUAACAAUAGCAAAAUGAGCUGUUUGGCAUUUGCAGAGAAUAUGUGGCAAAUUUUUCAUGGUCACAACAUUUGUAGGGUGAGCAUGCUUACCCCACAAAUGCAUUUCCCUUAUAAAUGUGGCUCAAUUUAAAAGGAAAAUGUAUAGGCUAUCUAACGGUAUAAGAUGUAUUGCUAAUAUUUAUGGUUACAAAAAAGAAGUAAUCUACGAAUGGCACAUUUCCUGAUUUUUGUGCUAUGUUUAUUUUGUGUGUACUAGGGUUACUACCUAACUCAGGGGUUCUUUGGAAUUGAGGGACUUUUAUUUUGAAGUCGCGUGUCCGCUGCUUGAUGUGUUGGGCUCGUGCUUUCCCAGUCAGCUCGCGGUGACCUCUGACAGAGCGCGCGCUCGCUCGCUCGCUGGCUCACGGGGCUGGAGGGGCUGGAGCUGCAGGCUGGGCUGAGCGCCGCGGCGGCGGGGAGAUGAGAGCGAGAGCCGGUCUGACGGCGGCGUCCUGCGUCCUUCCAGCCGCCGGAGGAGCGUGACUCCCGGGGUCUGAGAGCAGUGACUCCCGCUCUGUGACUGAGCCGCUGCUGGAGUGUGGAUUUAACCCUGGGUGCUUUGGACAGAGAGGCUGGAGCCGGGAUGUUGCAGUGAAGAUCACACAGCUGUGUUUAACCAGGUGUAUAAUCAGAGAUCAACAGAUGUACAGCUACAUGGAGACCCGACUUCUUCACCCAGGUACCCUCUGAGGAUCGGGAGAGAGUGAGGAUGCUGGGGGAGGGGAGAGGAGUAGUGGAGGAAUGGCUUUCAGAAUUCAAGACAUUACCUGAGUCACAGUUCUCCAGCUAUGCAAGCACACUCCAUCAGAAGAAGAAUCUGGUGCCAGCCCUCUACAGAGUCAUCCAGGACCCCAACAGUGAGCUCUUGGAGCCUGUGUGCCAUCAGCUGUUUGAACUGUACAGGAACUCUGAGGACAGACUGCGGCGCUUCACCCUGCAGUUCUUGCCCGAGCUGGUGUGGAUGUACUUACGCCUGACAGCCAGCAGGAACCGCCAGAGCAAUGGCUGCAUAGAGGCACUGCUGCUGGGCAUCUACAACCUGGAGAUUGUGGACAAAGAAGGAAACAGCAAGCUGUUGUCAUUCACCAUUCCAUCACUGUCCAAACCAUCUGUAUUUCAUGAGCCCUCCAGUCUGGGUUCCAUGGCUCUAACAGAGGGAGCUCUGUGUCAGCAUGAUCUGAUCAGAGUGGUGUACAGUGGCCUUCAUCCUCAGAGAGAGACUUUUACUGCACAGAACAGGUUUGAGGUGCUGUGUUUCCUGAUGUUGUGUUAUAACUCAGCUGUGGUGUACAUGCCUGCUUCCUCCUACCAAGCCGCGUGCCGCAUGAGCUCACGGCUGAGUGUGUGUGGGUUUCCACGCCAACAGCAGAAGGUGUGGCAUGAGCCGAGUAACCGUGUGGUGUUGGACCCUGAGUUCAUGGUGCAGAUGCUCACUGCCGUCUAUCAUGCCACUUAUAAUGGGGAAUGGGACCUGGGGAGAGAAGCGCUGGAUGACAUUUUGUACAGAGCCCAGCUGGAGCUCUAUUCUGAACCACUGCUGUUGGGGAACGCAAUGAAGAACUCCUUACCGGUCAGCGCUCCGGAUGGCUCCCGUGGAAAGAAGGUCCUGCAGGUGGAGGUCACGCCCACCAUAAGUAGAAUCUCACGCUCAGCUAUCACUGCUGCAUCCAUCCGAAGACUCCGCUGGAAGAGAGAAGAUUGUUUUGACUUCUCAACCGAAGCAGAGUUCAGCCUCACCGUCCAUUCCAGUCGCCACGCCCCCAAGGACCCGGCAGCCAAUUCCAUGCAAGGAGGGAGGGGCAUACUCACGGUCACAAACGAGGAUGCAGACGGCAUGAGUGGAGGCGAGGAGUCCUUCAACCUCAACGACCCUGACGAAGGUUUCUCCUCGGGUGCAUCCAACAGCAGCCAGCCCAGUGGAGGUAAGCCGGGGAGCAGUGGAGGGGGGCGUGCUGGCAGCCAGAAGAGCUCUAAGAAGAACAGCAUUAGUCGCUCAACCCGGGAGAGGGAGCGGGAAGCCUCCGUAGAGAAGCAUAAAGAGCCAUUAGUGGACGUUCAACCGGCUCCGAGAAAACAUCAGCAGCUGCAGCAGAGGCCACAGUCCCCCCCACCCAUCAUCACUCUGGACUCUAUUGAACUGAGUCCCUUUAAGAAGCAGCAGAGCUUCUCCGUGGGGGGAGGAGCCGUGCUGACUCGGACAGCUAGUGCCUCGUCUAGCAUGAACGCAGGACGGAGUGCGUCUCGGGAUGGAGCUGGAGCCGGAGCCGGGUCUCUAGACCUUGAGGAAGGGACGGCCAUGGCUGGACAUUCGGGCUCUGGACGGGGAUCCCACCGUCACUCCAACCUAAGCCUAAAGGAGGAGCACCUGGUGCGGCCUGAGGAGAGCAAAGAGCUGCUAUCUCCUGGAGCUCCUCUCACCAAGCAGUCGCGCUCACCUAGCUUCAACAUGCAGAUCAUAUCACAGGUGUAGCCCACCUGGCUGCCCACCUAGAGUCACUGUCUCUUUGCCUUUGUCUUGUUGUUUCUCUCUUUUUUCCGUUUCUUUUUUUUUUUUUUAUCUAGCGCCCUUAUUAGUCAAUGGCAUCUUAUCAGGGAGUGAUGGUUAACCAUUAAUGGGAGUAACCUUAUUCAGUCUGAUCUCCAUCAGUCUGAUCUUCAAUAUCUAUAGUAUACAGGCUUAUUACCAUGGACCACUGAAACACCUGCCCAAUGGUGUGUUUUAUAAGUGUGUUUUUAGUCAAUGUUUCUUUUCUGUUCUUUUCUAAGUACAAAGACACAAGUCAAACUGAUUGUCCAUGGUAGCUGACAAUUUGGUAAUGAAGCUGUAAGUGGAGAUUAUAUUGGAAAAAAAACAUUUGUUUAAUAUUUCUUUAAAAUGUGUGCUAACAUCAGCCGUAACAUUAGUGCCACUGAAAUAUAAGGUAAAAAAAUAAAUAAAAACAUUGACUGUCUUCAUCUUCACUGGCAACUGUUAAUGGAUGGGAUCUAUUAGACUGCAAGUGAACAGUUAGAUUUAAAAUUCGAUCUGCUAAAUUCAGGAAAAAUAGUCAAACUUAACAAUUUAAGACACUUUCACUGCAAGAACUAACUUAUGAUGACUAGAUGAUCGAGUCAUAACAUCUCCAAACCAACGAGCAGGUCUUGUCCUAGUAUGUAGUGUUCAGUACCUACCAAAAGUGGUACAAUAAAGAAAACCACUGAAUUUGUCACAGGGUCAUGAGCACCUUAGGCUCAUUGAUCUGAUUCAUGAAGGUCCCACCUCACUUCUUACAUAAGAACUUACAGAACCUGCUGGAUCUUAAAGGAUCUGCUGCUAACAGGACACAGGACACUACUUUCCCUAGUCUUGUGGAGUGCAUUCCUCAAAGGGACAGAUGUGUUGGGGGCAUUAUUCAGCAUUAAGCACGUGGUACUAAUGUUAUGGCUGAUUUGUGUGUAAUCUCUUUAAACCCCUAGGCCCCACAUAUAUACAGUAGGCCCACAGUUCAGUUCCUCACUCUCAUAAAUACAUAACUUACAUAUUAGUCUCAUAGUAGCUACUGAGUAAUUAAUUUAAAAGUAGUAGUCAUUGUUAUGGAAGGACUGCUACAGUAGUAACUACUGAAUAUGCCUUAUUUUGUUUUUUUAAAUAAAUUAUUCAUUGUAAGUUAUUAAUUCCUCAGAUACUGCCAUGGAACAUCCAUGUAACGUCUGCAUUUAUGACUGUGAUGGAAUUAAGAAGGUUUUCACCAUCACAUUCUUAGAGUUUAAUGGAUAAAUUCCACUUUGUCUUUUUUAUUUUUAUUUUAUUAUUUAUUAUAUCUUCUUGCUAUCUCCCACUCUUCUACUCUCUCUGUAUGUUUGUCUGUCCAUCUGUCUUUCUCUCUCAAACCAAACAAAGCAUUCCACUUAAGGCAGACCAACUCCUGACAUGGUGUUGGAAGCAAUGCCUGGUCUACACUGGUAAGGGGUCAGAGUCCAGCAUCUCCACUGUGAGGCUGAAUAAAGCUGGGGAGAGGGCAGUUUGACUGUAGUGCGUCAAUGACAAUACUGCCUUAAGCAUUCUCUGUAAGUGCUUAACAAAAAACAAAGCAUGCUAGCUAGCUCGAUUUUAAACUGUACACUGAAUGACCAAAAUAGUUGAUCAUCUUGAAUGCCAGCCGGCAUGUAAAAAGUUAAUUCUCUGCAUUAUCGUAAAGAAAUAUAUUUUUAUUAGCAGUGGAGAUUAUAGGCAGCAGGUGAUGUGGUGAGCAGCUUGACUCACUCUAGAUCUAAAGGUGCUACAAAGGGUUGUUUGUGAUAUUCUAUAGAAGAAUCACUUUUGGUUCCAUAAAAAAAUAUUUUUUGUAAAGGGAUAUAAAUUAUAUCAUAGAAAUAUUCAGACAGCCACUUUUUUAUUCUUUCCUGUCUGCUUUUGUUGGAUUAACUCUCUUUACUGUUUAGGGAAGGUCAGGAUGUUGGAUGAUCACUUUUUACCACAUCCCCAACUCCCCAGUUUAUCCCAGAUGUAUCAGAUGGAGCUCCAUCAUUCCAGAAAACCCAGUUCUACUGCUCCACAGCUCAGUGCUGGGGGGGUUUGUACCCCUCUAGCCCAUCUUCUAAUAGGUUUAUGUUUAUCUGCAAAAGAUUCCUAUUUCUUUGGCAAUACCUCUCUCCCUACAGGGAAUAGACAAGCUGUGUGUGUGCAUUUACACAUGCGUGUUAGCAAUGGGUGCAACCAUGCACCACAAAGUAGUUGAAUCAUUUAAUUAGAAGGGGUGUCCAGAAACACUGAACAUAUAAUGUAAGUAUAAAGAAACCUUUUAAGAUUUAAAGAAGUAAUUGUAAAGAUUCUUUACUAAUUUACCGCCUUCGCAAAAAAUAUAUUAUUUUUAUUUUAUUUUUAAGGAUGAGAAGUGGUUCUUCUAUGGCAUUGUUUUAAUAACACUGUGUAUAACCUUUAUUUAGAAGAGGUGUAGCCUGUGGAGACCAGGUAUAUUAUUUUGGGAAUUCAAAGAUUAGUUUACUCACAUAUUCUAUGUUUUGUAAGAAGUAAGCAAUAAAGCAAUGUGACAUCUGACAAGAUUCUACACAAUCACAGCAGUGUCUCGUCAUGCAUUUCUGCUGAACCCCCGGGUCAUGUGCAAUUUCUAUCAAGAUCUUCUAUAAUGUAAUUUCUGUUUUUCUCUUUUUUUGUGGCAUUUCAUUGCUGGGCUUUUAUUUAAAAUGUUUUUUUUUUUUAAACAUCAAGACACUGAAGAUAUUGAAUAGUAGUAGUUAUGAGUUAUUUCCAACCCUGAGUUUGAUUUGAAUGAUUUCUAAUGUUUUGAGUUAAUCAAAUAUAUGGUUUGAUUUACAUGGUUUGUUUUUAAACAAAUGUAUUUUGCUGAUUUCGAGCUGUUUUAGCAUUCUGUCUUAUUAUUUUGGUCUUCAGACAAAAAAGAAGCCAAGAAACUUGAGGAUAUUGCCAAUGUGUAAUCUGCUGAGCAUCAGACCCCUAAAGAGGGGAGAUGUCUGGGUCUGUGGAAAUAAGAAAAAAAAAAGUUGCUGACUCGACUGAUUUCACACUCAUACACUAUGAGAGCCUCAAAAGUUGACUAUAGCUGAGCAGGCAAACAACCUUUCUUACGACCUUACCUACGUCUUCAACCCUCAAGAGUGUGAUUCUGGUGUGCUGUAAUAAGCAUUCUGUAGUUAAAGACACAUGAUAAUACUGUAAUAGCUUUUAUCGUCUAGUAACGCCAUCAGAAGUCUCAGUGUAUGUUUGUAUGUGUCUGGUUUGGUGUGACUUCGUACUGUGUUCGUGCUGAGCUGUUAACAGGAGUCUGUGUGCUGCUGUUUCACAUCUGUAAUGAAAGGCAAUCGGACAAGGAUCCACAAUUCAUUAGCUCUACCUCAUCUCUUUCCGCUGGCCAUUUAAACACUGGACUCACAAUCACUUACAUGGUACAGUGAUGCAAUGUCAAAUACCCAUAUACAAAUUAGCAGUAUUAUAGAAACAUAAUAACCAUGGUUCUGCAGUCAUGCACAAUUUCUUUAAGGCAGUGAGUGAAUUUGGAUCUUGAGUCUUGCUGUUGUAUUGAAUGUUCGGGAGUUUUAUAGCAAACAUUGUUGCAUUUUGUUUUUCCCUUUUUCUUUUAUAAGGUGAAUGGCCAAAGAGGGUGACCAUAAUCGUAAGAAUAUAGGUUUUAGUUGUAUCAGAAUCUUAAACAGUCUGUAUACUUGAGGCACUUUUCAUGUUGUAAUUGUAAUUGAAUUUUUUUCAUCCACACGUUUUAGCGGGUUUAUAAAAUGUGCAUAAAAAUCUAAAGCAGAAAUCCUAAAAUUUGACAAAAACAUCUAAAUAUUACAAGAAUAUUUAUAUUCCAGGCUAAGGUGGAAAAUAUAUAAUCAAUAAAAUUUGUGUUAAGACAGUAAUGGAAAUGAUUCGAUUAAUCGAUUAAACAUGAUGAUAAUUGAACUGUAGUUCUUAAACCAAACAUUUGUCCCCACAACCCAAUACUACCCUGUACUCCUUAUAGUACCCUGUAAGUGUCCAGCAUAUGUCGUGCAUGUAAAAGUUAUUUAUUUUUUUUUUUUCAGCCAAAAUUUCAGAAUUGCACAUAAUUUUUGCAAAGAUUUGGAUGGACACACUGCUUGUGAUAGUUUAAAACUUUACUAAGAUGGUGGAAAAUUGGCAGGCUAGUUUGAAUGUUAGGACUCACAGGUACCGGUCAUCACAGUUUGAUUCUUCAUGAUGCAUCAUGAGAACAAAUCUGGAGUUCCAGUUUCUUCCAGAUUUAAAAUUUAUGGCUUUAAAAUUUUCAUAGAGAAUGUUUGUUCUGUUGAAUAAACUUGUGUCCAGCUAUGGUUCUUUUCCACCCACACAGCUACCCAUAUAUUUUUUCUUUUAGAUUUAUUUUGCUAAUAAAACAAAUCCCCAAUUUUUCUGUUGUAAGUAGCUGCUAUAAAGAUAUAAAGAUCUUGACUGUAGUGGGAACCUGUACCUAGUUGUGAGCCAGGCUGUAAAGGUGGCACAUGGAUCUGCAGAUGGUCAACAAUCCUGUAUGUUUUGCUUUAAUGUGUGUGAGACAUAUGUAGGGUGUAGUGUCACACUGCAGUAAUAAUGCUUAGCAGUCCCAUUUGUUGGUUAUUUUUUUAAGGUGGUUGGGGAGAGUUUCCUUGAAAUGUUGUAGCACAAAUAGCUUGUAAUGGAGGAUUAAGAUUUUAUGAUUUUAUUGAGUUUGGCAAAUGAUUUGAUAAACAGAACAAGUUAGUUAAAAUGCUUCUCUUUCUCUGUGAAGUGGACGACCACUGGUUUAUGCACUCCCUGCUUUACUGGUUUGGGGCCUACAUCAGAUAUUCUCAUUUCUCUGUCCUGGAGGCACCCUGUCACACUUGAUUUAAACAAAUCAAGUCAUUUACACACAUUUUUAGAUGUAAGAAAUUCUGGUCUAGACUGCUUACUGUCUGGGAAACAAUUAUUCCAGCUAGUUCUGAGAGUGCUUUACACUUUUUUUGCCAGUAGACAACUUCUCUACCAUCCUCUGAAGUGUAUACCCAUUUGUGACUUCCUGACUCCCACUGCUGGCCAUAUGGUUGAAUUACACCAUCAUCCGGUCCACUGAUCUUCAUCCCACCCUUUCAGAGAGAAGUGUGUUACUCUCUUUGUUCUCUCUUUUUUUUGAUCACAGCUAAUUGCAUGUAAUGCAUUUAGGCCUUGUUUUUUUUGUUUUGUUUUUUUCAUUCAAUGCACUUUAUCCAGUCUUUGUCUUUGCUGUAGUUCAUGUCUCACAGUAGAUGUGUGUGGGAGUGGGAGAAAACUCUUGCUGGGGGUGCAACACAACAGAGGUGAAAGCCGACUCCAACUAAAACCUACUGAUACAGUUCAUACAUUUUCCACCCAAGCCAAAUACACUGUACUGGAACAGCUCUCAGUAUGUUAAAAACAGUAUCAGUACAUUUCUGUACCUUCCCUAGACUCAACAGUUGCCCCAGUUUCAGUGCAAAUCGAUUCUAUGCAAUGUUUUUUGUUGGUUUAUUUGUUUUGCUUCCUCUCAUAGUGGAUCAAAAAUCAGAUUAUUUGGUAACUGGCUUGAUUAACUGGAUUGUUGAUCUCAGAUUGCUGGUCUGCUUGUCCUCAGGUCUUUCAUUGAGGAACUACAUUGGAGUUGCUGCUGUUUUAACUGAAUUAUUUUAAAUCAGGUGCAAGACAAGAGGUGAAAAGAGUUUCUUUAUGAUAGUCUAUAUGCCAUACUGUAUGUGUGUCUGUGUGUAAGAGAAUAUAUUAAAGCCUCACCGUGGUGAGUAAUGACUGAGUCAGGUGGAUCUCCUCAGAGCUGUGGAAGAUAUGCCCGAGGCCUUAGGAGUCUUGGGUCUCCCUCAAACAGCAUCACACAGUUAUGCAAGCAUAUAGAGUAAAUGGAAAAUGUGUACAGAGGGUUUUAGACAGAAAGAAAGUAGAGCUGUAACAAAGCAAUCUCAGAAGUGAAACACUGUACCAUUGAUGAUGUAAAUGAGAUUAUUAUUUUAAAUCCUUGUAAAUAAAACUGUACAAAAGAGUGAAAGCAAGAAAAUAUUAACUUAUCACUCUGCGAUGCAGAAACAAAAUGAAUCUGUAUAUUGGUGAAUAAAUCUUGUGCUGUAA